UUGUCAGAACGGCCUCUCGAAGCAAGAUAAAUCCCUUUGGUUGUCUUUCGUGCUCUUUAUCGCAGAGACUUUGGUCGUUGUAUAAAAGAAAAAUGGAAUAGGACUGUGCCGAUAAUAGCUGGCGAUUUGUGAGCGUACAAGUGCGAUCGGUUGUGCAAUUCGGGUAUAGUUAGGAUCUCAGGUUGUCCUUAGGAAAGCUCUCGCGAUGUCUGAACAGAAGGCCUCCUUCUUGCCUCCGAGUCCCCAGUCGGAGCAAUCUCGCUUCAAUGAAGUGGAGAAGAUGGGCUUCUUGCUGAUGGUUGUGGCCUUAAGCACCACUUUCGGGACAGCCGUUCCUGUGGGUUACACAAUAGGCGUUGUGAAUGCUCCCGCUGAGUACAUGAGGAGUUGGUGUAACGCCAGCUUCUUGGAGCGCUACGGCGUGACGCUGACUGAUAACAGCCUGGACAUCCUCUGGGCAUCGAUAGUAUCUGUCUUCCUGAUCGGCGGCUGUGCAGGAUCUCUCGGUGGCGCUUGGAUUGCGGAUAAUCUUGGCAGGAAAAAGUCCUUAUUAGUGUGCGGCGCUCUCUUCGUGCUCGCCGCGAUAUUUUUCAUAUUUUGUCGCGCGGCAAAUUCCGUGGAAAUGCUAAUAAUUGGCCGACUGAUCGUGGGUUUCGCGUCUGGAUUGACGACCGCCACGCUGCCCAUGUACUUGCUGGAGCUGGCACCGCUCGCGUUGCGCGGUACUCUGGGCGUGUUCUGCUCGAUCGGCGUCACCGGGGGCGUCGUCGUUGGCCAGGUAUUCAGCUUGCAAGAGAUCUUCGGCACGGAUGAGCUGUGGCACUGGGCGCUGUCCUUCUAUGUGGUGCUCGUCAUUAUCUGCUUCUUGGCGGCUCCCUGGUGGCCUGAGAGUCCCAAAUAUCUCUACCUGACAGCGAACAGGAAGGACGAGGCGAAGAAUGUUCUGCUGCGUCUUCGCGGCAACGAUCCGAGCUUUGUGCAGUGCGAACUGGAGGAGAUGAACCAGGAACUCGUAGAGAAGUCCGACACGCGCUCUGUGAAGUCUGUGAUCUGUGAUCCGGCACUUCUGCUGCCGAUUGUGCUGGUGUGUGCCUUGCAAGGAGGACAGCAAUUGUCCGGAAUCAAUGCUGUCUUCUAUUACUCCGUCUCGAUCUUUGAGUCGGCCGGACUCAGCUCGACCAACGCCAAGUGGGCGAACCUGGGCGCUGGCUGUUUGAAUCUUGCCACGGCCUUCUUCACGCCGCUCCUCAUGAAGCACUUCAACAGACGCCCAAUCAGUCUGAUCUCGUGCCUGGGCAGCGGAAUCUUCCUCUUCAUCCUCACCUUCGUCGUCAACUACAUCGACUUCGCCUCGUGGAUGGCCUACGCAUGUAUAACGUGCGUUCUGCUCUACAUUCUGCUAUUCGCCAUCGGCCUGGGACCGAUUCCCUUCUUCCUGGGCUCUGAGCUGUGCGGCGUCUCUCAUCGCGCUGCCAUCAUGGCGCUGGGUUCCCUGGCCAAUUGGGCGGGAAACUUCGUCGUGGGCAUUUCCUUUCCCAUUUUGCAGACUCUCUGGGGCGCUUGGGUGUUUCUCCCCUUCGUCGUUACUUGCAUUCUCCUGAUCGCGCUGAUUUACGUCUACUUGCCGGAGACCAGAGGGAAGCAGGCGUCCGACGUUGCUCUGCUUGUGGCGAAAGGGUUCAAGUCGAAGCCUCUUGAGAUGUGAAAUAAACGAAUUAGAUUAUAUUUCAGAAGGUGCCGUCGAUCGUGCGAUCUCAGCUGCAUUUAAGCAUUCUCUGUCUUAUUGUUCUGUUCAAAUGGACAAGAUUUUGAAGACAAGCUGUGGUAAAUAAAUGGUUUUCCACAUGGA
Messenger RNA from Phlebotomus argentipes, 1849 nucleotides. It is a transcript of the gene sut1, whose product is annotated as solute carrier family 2, facilitated glucose transporter member 1. Gene Ontology annotation, molecular function: hexose transmembrane transporter activity. Gene Ontology annotation, cellular component: membrane. Gene Ontology annotation, biological process: monosaccharide transmembrane transport. Lineage: Eukaryota; Metazoa; Arthropoda; Insecta; Diptera; Psychodidae. The transcript has 6 exons. The record is from RefSeq and is a predicted model, not a curated record. Bases 206 to 1705 code for a protein of 499 amino acids.